CUCUACAGCAAUUACAUCCAUAUAUCGUAUUAAGGUAUGAGAAGUCCACCUCAUGAAUUGUGAACUACAACGAGGAACAAACUGCAAUACACCAUUGAAUCUGUCAGCUGUCUUCUUCAAAUCUCAAUUUAGGCAGUCGGACUUGCUACUGUUUAAGGAAAAUAUCUUGCUUUUAUUUUAUUUUUGAUUUCUCUUUCCUAAAACCUUGCAAGGCAUUCCUUCUUUUCUGAAAAAAAUUUCAGACUUUUCUGGUUUGGACUUAUUUUAUCGAGCUAGCAUUCUCUUGCUGUAUUCCAGCAUACUAAUUUUUAUUUUCAAUGAAGAUUUACCCUAGUUUGGAGGAAGCGAAGCUAAUCGCUAAAGAACAUAAUGCAACCAAAAUUCCUGUUUAUGGUGUGAUUCCAGCGGAUUUGCUUACACCCUCUAUUGCCUACUUAAAGCUUUCUCAGGGAAAGCGUUAUUCUUACAUUCUCGAAAGCGUUUCUCAAGGUGAAAAUGUAUCUCGUUAUAGCUUUAUCGGUAGUCCAUACCGAGUACUUAUGGCUAAUGGAUCUGAAGAUCCUUUAGCUCGUUUGGAACGUGAAUUGAAAGAGGUGAAGAUCGCUCCUGUUCAAGGACUUCCCUCUUUUAGCGGUGGUGCUGUCGGCUAUGUUUCUUAUGACUGUAUAAAAUACUUUGAACCCACCACCGACGUACCCACCCAAGACAGUCUUGGCUUACCAGAGGCACUUUUCUUUAUGACAGACGAUUUGAUUGCCUUUGAUCAUGCUUACCAAACUGUAAAAAUAAUCUCCCAUAUUUGUGUUGAUCAAGGAAGACCAAUGGAAGAAGCUUAUGAAGCUGCAAUGUUUAAAAUUAACAUGAUUCAUAAGAAACUUGAUGCUCCGGAAAUUCCUUUGCCUCCUCAGAAAGAGAUUAAUCUUGGAUACGAAGCUAAAUCAAACACUGGCGAGGAAGGUUACAAGAAUUAUGUCUCUACUUUGAAGAAGCAUAUUCAUCAAGGUGACAUAUUUCAAGCCGUUCCUAGCCAACGUCUUUCCCGUCCUACGGACUUGCAUCCGUUCAAUUUAUAUCGUCAUUUACGUACUGUCAAUCCUUCCCCUUAUAUGUUCUAUCUAAACUGUGAUGAGUUUGACAUUAUUGGUGCUUCUCCUGAAUUGUUGGUCAAGUCGGAAGAUGGCCGCAUUAUCAAUCAUCCUAUUGCCGGUACUGUUCCUCGAGGAAAAACUCAAGAGGAAGAUGAAGCUCUUGCAAAUGAGUUACUUUCUAGUGUCAAAGAUCGCGCUGAACAUGUUAUGCUUGUUGAUCUUGCAAGGAACGACGUGAACCGUGUUUGUGAUUUGGACACUACUCGCGUUGAUCGAUUAAUGACCAUUGAGAAGUUUUCUCAUGUUCAGCACCUAGUCUCUCAAGUUUCUGGUGUUUUAAGAGAAGGAAAGACUAGAUUUGAUGCAUUCCGUAGCAUUUUUCCUGCAGGUACUGUUAGUGGCUCUCCUAAGGUGCGCGCUAUUCAACUAGUUGCUGGCUUAGAAAAUGAGAAGCGUGGUAUUUAUGCAGGUGCUGUUGGCCAUUGGGGAUACAAAGAAGAUCAAAUGGACACUUGUAUUGCAAUUCGAACCAUGGUGUACAAAAACGGUGUUCUUUACUUGCAAGCUGGUGGUGGCAUCGUUUUCGAUUCUGAUGAGCAAGCUGAAUAUAUUGAGACUAUAAACAAACUCAGAUCUAACGUUACAGCAAUUAACGAAGCAGAGAAGUUGUAUGCAAAGGCCCAAAAAGAAUAAAUAUUGGAAAUGGUAUAAAGAAUGACUACUUCGAAAAAAUUUUAAGUUUAGUGUUAGAAAAUUUUG
This is a messenger RNA of Schizosaccharomyces octosporus yFS286, 1847 nucleotides long. Its product is annotated as anthranilate synthase component I. Lineage: Eukaryota; Fungi; Ascomycota; Schizosaccharomycetes; Schizosaccharomycetales; Schizosaccharomycetaceae. The transcript is spliced from 2 exons. Gene Ontology annotation, biological process: L-tryptophan biosynthetic process. Bases 318 to 1781 code for a protein of 487 amino acids. Gene Ontology annotation, molecular function: anthranilate synthase activity. The record is from RefSeq and is a predicted model, not a curated record.